This is a messenger RNA of Erpetoichthys calabaricus (reedfish), 2569 nucleotides long. It is a transcript of the gene strip1, whose product is annotated as striatin interacting protein 1. The transcript is spliced from 21 exons. Gene Ontology annotation, cellular component: cytosol. NCBI's taxonomy places the organism in Eukaryota, Metazoa, Chordata, Cladistia, Polypteriformes, Polypteridae. Gene Ontology annotation, biological process: cytoskeleton organization. The record is from RefSeq and is a predicted model, not a curated record. Bases 57 to 2501 code for a protein of 814 amino acids.
CGCGAGAUGCAGGGGUCACGGUUUUCGUUGAAUUAAAAGAAAAAAAAAAAAGGAAGAUGGAAGCUGGAGGAGGCGUUGGACUAAUUGUCAACAACAAACAGAGAUCAAUGCUACCCAACAAAAGCAGAGGAGAAUUCAUUCGAAAUCAGAGGAAGGACUCGGAGGGUUUUUCUGAAUGUCCAGACCUAGAAUUUGAAUAUGCAGAUACAGACAAAUGGGCCUCUGAGCUCUCGGAAUUGUACAGCUACACAGAAGGGCCAGAGUUUGUCCUCAACAGAAAGUGUUUUGAAGAGGAUUUUAGAACUCAUGUGGCUGAUAAGAAAUGGACAGAGUUGGAUAUUGUGGAGCACAGAGCUCAUGCCAUGCGACUUCUUGACGGAUUAGAAGUAACUGCAAGGGAAAAACGUCUGAAGGUGGCAAGAGCCAUUCUUUACAUGGCCCAAGGCACAUUUGGAGAAUGUGAUUCAGAAGCAGAAGUCCAGCAUUGGAUGAGAUACAAUAUCUUCUUACUCCUUGAAGUUGGAACCUUCAUGGCCUUGGUGGAGCUGCUGAACAUGGAAAUAGACAACAGUGCAGCAUGUAGCAGUGCGGUGAGAAAGCCAGCAAUCUCAUUGGCUGACAGUACAGAUCUUCGGGUGCUGUUAAACAUCAUGUAUCUGAUGGUAGAAACCAUCCAGCAGGAGGAUGAAGCUGAUAAGCCAGAAUGGAAAGCCACAAGGGAAACCUUCAAAACAGAGCUUGGUUCUCCUCUCUAUAAUAAUGAGUCUGUUUCGGUGAUGCUGUUUGGGAUGGUGACCAAAUUUUGCAGUGGCCAUGCCCCUCACUUCCCCAUGAAGAAGGUUCUCUUACUGCUCUGGAAAACUAUUCUGUUUACUUUGGGUGGGUUUGAGCAGCUACAGACAAUCAAAAUCAAGAAGCGAGAGAUCAUGGGCCUCCCACCUCUGCCAGAGGACAGCAUUUGUGUGAUCCGUAACAUGAGGGCUGCCUCCCCUCCAGCAUCCGCCUCAGAUCUCAUUGAGCAGCAACAGAAGAGAGCCCGCCGUGAGCACAAGGCUCUUAUAAAGCAAGAUAACCUUGAUGCCUUCAAUGAAAAAGACCCCUACAAAACAGAUGACCCCCGCGAAGAUGAUGAUGAAAAUGAUGACAAUGAUAACAGUCUAGAGGCAGAGACCUUCCCCUUGGAGCGUGAUGAGGUCAUGCCUCCACCAAUCCCUCACCCACCCUCUGAAAGGAUCUCUUUCCCAAAGGGGCUACCCUGGGCCCCCAAAGUCAGAGAGAAAGACAUUGAAAACUUCCUUGAAACCAGUAGAAGCAAAUUUAUUGGCUACACAUUAGGAAAAGAUACAGACACUGUAGUUGGAUUGCCAAGGCCAAUUCAUGAAAGCAUCAAAACCCUCAAACAACACAAAUACAUCUCAAUCUCUGAGAUCCAGAUCCAGAAAGAAGAAGAAUAUCAGAAGACACCACUAUCCGGGGGAGAAGAGGAUAUUGAGCUGAGCCCUGCUGAGCUUCUAUAUCAAGGCAUGUUACCCAGCUUGCCACAGUAUAUGAUUGCACUUCUCAAAAUCCUCCUGGCUGCUGCACCCACGUCAAAAGCCAAAACUGAUUCCAUCAAUAUUCUUGCAGAUGUUUUGCCAGAGGAAAUGCCCACAACCGUGCUGCAGAGCAUGAAACUUGGGGUAGAUGUGAACAGACACAAGGAGAUCAUUGUAAAAGCAAUUUCGGCCAUUCUGCUGCUGCUCCUGAAACAUUUCAAGUUAAACCAUGUCUAUCAGUUUGAAUACAUGGCCCAGCAUUUGGUGUUUGCAAACUGCAUCCCUUUGAUCCUGAAGUUUUUCAACCAGAACAUCAUGUCCUAUAUCACUGCAAAAAACAGUAUAUCAGUUUUGGAUUUCCCUUCUUGUGUCAUCCAUGAACUACCUGAGCUGACAGCAGAAAGUCUGGAAGCAGGGGACAACAACCAAUUCUGCUGGAGGAAUCUUUUUUCCUGCAUCAAUCUGCUGCGGAUACUGAACAAGCUUACAAAAUGGAAGCAUUCAAGAACUAUGAUGCUUGUGGUUUUUAAAUCCGCACCCAUCCUGAAGCGGGCACUCAAAGUGAAGCAGGCCAUGAUGCAACUUUAUGUCUUGAAGUUACUAAAGGUGCAAACUAAAUAUCUUGGCCGCCAGUGGCGGAAGAGCAACAUGAAAACCAUGUCUGCAAUCUACCAGAAAGUGCGCCAUCGCCUAAAUGAUGAUUGGGCCUACGGCAAUGAUCUGGAUGCUCGUCCUUGGGAUUUCCAGGCUGAAGAAUGUGCUCUGCGAGCCAAUAUUGAGCGUUUCAACAGCCGCCGCUAUGAUAAGACUCAGAGCAAUCCAGACUUCCUGCCUGUGGACAACUGCCUACAGAGUGUUCUGGGACAGAGAGUAGAACUUCCAGAGGAUUUCCAGAUGAACUAUGACCUCUGGCUUGAGCGGGAAGUUUUCUCCAAGCCCAUUUCCUGGGAGGAACUUCUGCACUGAUGCUUCAGUAUCAGGGAACAUUUGAGUAAAAACACUAAAGGAUGGAAGUUUUCUGUACAAAGACAAAA